AUGGCUUUUUUGAAGCCUUAUCUUAAACCAAGGAGCUCCAGGGACUCACAUGGAGACACGUCUGCAGACGACAAUGUCCAGGAGGGUGCAGAUGAGGAAGCAUCACAGCCACAAUCUCCAAACCCACAUGACACAGAAGAACGGCUCAUAAGAACCCCCCCAUCCCCACCUCACUCCAGCACAAGAACCCCCCCAUCCCCAUCACGCUCUAGCACACCGAUUGCAGACACACCUCAUUCCUCACAAGUCACCACCCAAUCAACUCCACACAACCCAAAGCCCAACGUUCAAAAUCAAGGAGAAGAUUAA
Knipowitschia caucasica is the source of this 309-nucleotide messenger RNA. NCBI's taxonomy places the organism in Eukaryota, Metazoa, Chordata, Actinopteri, Gobiiformes, Gobiidae. The record is from the annotation of a GenBank genome assembly.